Molecule: messenger RNA, 1794 nt
Organism: Aplysia californica (California sea hare)
Lineage: Eukaryota; Metazoa; Mollusca; Gastropoda; Aplysiida; Aplysiidae
Product: farnesoate epoxidase-like
Exons: 4
Coding region: 1-1794 (597 amino acids)
Molecular function (GO): oxidoreductase activity, acting on paired donors, with incorporation or reduction of molecular oxygen; heme binding; monooxygenase activity
Source: RefSeq, a predicted model, not a curated record
AUGAGGAUCAAGUUCCGAGGCCGCGUGACCCAUAAGUACUGGAGUCGGCGGAGGAGGCUGCUAGUGUACGCCAUCCCUCAACGACAGCUGGGUACGGAGCCUCCUGUGUUGAGUGUUGUUUGCGUGUACAGGGCAGCGGAGCCUACAGCUGAGCCAGAUGUAGAGUCGUCUGUGAAGAUUUUCUCUGUGUUGGGAUCUUUGGUUGAAGCCGAGGCGAACUUUGCCUCCGGAAUACAGGCAACAAGUGGGCAGUGUGGCCUGUCCCUCACUGUCACGAUGAUCUCCGAGUACCUAAUAGCUCUCGUGGUCCUAGCUGCGAUAUUCCUGAUUGGGUCAAGGUUCAAAAAUCGAAAACCUACCACGGUUCCGGGCCCGUCCUUGCUGCAAGGUCUGUGGGACUUUCUGCAGAGCAUGAAGCAGGAUUCUCUCCAUCUGACGGCAGCAAAGUGGGCCGACCAGUACGGCGAUAUCGUAUCGUUAAACACGCUGUUUCGUCAGGUAAUUUUCGUCAAUAGUGCUGCGCUCACUCGUAAACUUGUGUGCGAUCCAAGCACAAGAGAAUUCUCCAACGACAGACCGCCCACUUUCAUGGGAACAGUUUUCUUCUAUGGCGCCCAAGACAUUUUGCUUGGCCGUUAUGGCAAAGACUUGCUCAAGAGAAGGAAAAUCUUUCAUCACUUACUUAAGUUUUAUGGCGAAGGUGUCCAUAACUUUGAAGCACUGAUGAAAACAACGUCCAAGGAUCUGUGUCAGCGCCUAACUAAAUACGAAGGAGACGUAUCUUUAUCGGAGGAGCUUGCCCAUUACAUUCGGUGGGUGGUCGGACUUCUACUCAAAGGACCAGAGACGUGUGAAGAAGAUUUAGAUGCCUUGAUUGGGUUUAUCGAUAGAGCAACUGAAUGUUUUAUAUUUGAAAAGGAAAUAGUCUUAGAAACAGUUCCUUUUGCGCCUCACAUCCCUGGACUGGGCCUGAGGAAGCUUGUGGGUGAUCUAAAAGUCGCCCAAGAAGUGAUGAAACAGAGGUUUUUUCUGGCUAUUCGAGAAACCUACCACAAAGGGGAAAGAACUGGUAUAGUUACUGACAUGUUAGACCAACAGGCAGAGCUAAAGGAGAAAGGAAACGCCUCCGAAAUGCCUGAUGAUUUAAUUCUUGGUUUAAUCCAAGACAUCGCUUCAGCUGCCUAUGCAACAACAGUAGGGACAUUGAAUUCCUUAUUUUUGCAGCUUUUGGUGGACCAAAAGCUUCAGGAGCGCAUACAUGCAGAGAUCUGUGAAGUAAUAGGAGAUGAAAGCCCCAGCUUUGAGCAGAGACGGCACAUGCCAUUCACAGAAGCAACUAUCCUGGAGACCUUGAGAUAUUCCUCAACAGCGCCUCAGCUGCUACCUCACUACGCAUGUGGGGACAUUCAUUUUGAGGGACAUUUCAUCCCUAAAGGUACCUUUCUUAUCCUGAACGCCUGGUAUUUCCACCAUAGAGAGGACUUGUGGGAAGACCCCUGGGAGUUCAAACCAGAGAGGUUCCUGGACUCAGAUGGUCAACUCCUCGACCCAGAACAUCCCACACGACAGAACCUUCUACCUUUUGGGACUGGGAAAAGAUCUUGUCCUGGUGAAAGUUUCUCGAGGAUUCGUAUCUUUUUCAUCGUGGUCACUUUGCUUCAGAAGUAUCGUUUUCUGCCCCCCGUUGAUGUACCGCUCCCGUCUACCAACCCAAAGGACUGGAAAACAAAGACAGUAAUUUGUCCUGACGAGUUCAAGUGCCGAAUGGAGCCCAGACUCACAGCAAAGGCCUAA